Messenger RNA from Pelobates fuscus (common spadefoot toad), 21363 nucleotides. Its product is annotated as mucin-5AC-like. Gene Ontology annotation, molecular function: protein binding. The record is from RefSeq and is a predicted model, not a curated record. Gene Ontology annotation, cellular component: extracellular matrix. The transcript has 50 exons. Bases 1 to 20955 code for a protein of 6984 amino acids. NCBI's taxonomy places the organism in Eukaryota, Metazoa, Chordata, Amphibia, Anura, Pelobatidae.
AUGGGGACAAUGGGUCCAAUCCUGUGGACCUUCUCUGUUCUAACUCUGACCAUUCCAAUUGAAUCACAAUCAAGAGGUAUGAAUCCUCCACACAAUGACAAAGUCUGCAGCACAUGGGGUAACUUCCACUACAAGACCUUUGAUGGAGAAAUUUUUCAGUUCCCUGGCAACUGCAACUACCUGUUUGCCUCCAACUGCAGGAAUAACUAUGAAGAUUUCAAUAUUCAGAUAAGACGAAAUGAAGGUGCAGAGAAUACCACCAUUUCAUAUGUGGUGUUGAAGAUCGAGGGGCUUGUCAUUGAUAUGAAGAGAGGAAAUGUCUCUGUUGGAGAUGAAAAAGUCACUCUUCCAUACAGUCAGUUUGGAGUACAAAUACAAAAGAGCAGUGUUUAUGUGAAGGUUACUGCUAAACUUGGACUGAUCUUUAUGUGGAAUGAAGAUGAUGCCCUCAUGUUGGUCUUGCCCUCCAAAUACAAUGGCAGCACAUGUGGUUUAUGUGGAAAUAUGAAUGGGUUGGUGCAAGAUGAAUUCAUAAUUAAUGAUAUUCCACUGACCCCACUGCAAUUUGGAAAUCUUCAAAAACUGGAUGGACCAACAGAAACAUGUGUAGAUAUAACUCCAGCUGCCUCUAAAAAAUGCAGUGACCUGCAAGAAACAUGCUUUAGAAUGCUCACCAGUCCAGCCUUCAUUGACUGUAACCGACGCCUUCCAGUGGAUCCAUAUGUGGCCUCUUGCAUGUUGGAUCUGUGCAGCUGCACAACGUCUUCUGAUGCCUCCUGUUUCUGUGACACUCUGGCUGAGUACUCACGUCAGUGCACCCAUGCUGGUGGCAGACCCCAAGAAUGGAGAAAAAAUACUGUUUGUGGCGCGAAAUGUCAAAUGAAUAUGGAAUAUAUGGAAUGUGGAUCACCGUGUACGGACACCUGUUCCAAUCCUGACAGGUCACUGGUUUGUGAAGAACAUUGUAUUGAUGGAUGCUUCUGUCCUCUAGGAACUGUAUUGGAUGAUGUUGAUAACAGGGGCUGUGUCCCACAAAGUGAAUGCUCUUGUACACAUAACAAUAACAAGUACGCACCAGGAGAAUCAUACAGCACCAAAUGCACUACCUGUACCUGUACAGGAGGUCAGUGGAGCUGCACAGACGUUGACUGUCCUGGACAUUGUUCUCUGGAAGGAGGUUCUCACAUCAACACCUAUGAUGGAGGUCACUACACCUUCCAUGGAGAUUGUAGUUAUAUAUUUACUAAGGACUGUGACACAAAUACAUUCACCCUCCUGGCCGAUUUGCGGAGAUGUGGUGUCACUGACACAGAGACCUGUCUGAAGAGUAUUACCCUCUCUCUGGAAAAAGGAAGUGCUGUUGUCACUGUAAAAUCCACUGGUACAGUUCUCCUGAACGGCAUGUAUGCUCAACUACCACUAACUACAGAAAGCAUUAUUGUGUUCCAGCCAUCCUCAUUCUUCCUGGUUAUUCACAGCAUUAAUGGCUUACAGAUUGAAGUUCAGUUGGUCCCAUUCAUGCAGAUCUUUGUCACACUAGAUCAUAACUAUCUCGGUGCAACAUGUGGUCUCUGCGGAAAUUUUAACAAUAUUCGUACAGAUGAUUAUCAAUCUCUAAGUGGUGUAUUGGAAGGUACUGCUGCUGCAUUUGCCAACACAUGGAAGAGUCAAGCAGAUUGUGAUGAUAUAAAGGACAGCUAUGAAGAUCCAUGUACACUCAGCGUAGCAAAUGAGAAGUAUGCUCGCUACUGGUGCUCUUUGCUCUCAGACCCCAAAGGACCCUUUUCUACCUGCCAUGACACAGUAAACCCAAAGGUCUAUGUAAAGAAUUGUAUUUUUGACAGCUGUAAUUAUGAGAAGAGUGAUGACAGUGUGUGCGCAGCAUUUUCAUCCUACGUCCGAGCAUGUGCUGCUGAGGGGAUCAUAUUGGUUAAGUGGAGAGGUCAAAUCUGUGAUAAAUAUACUCAGAAUUGUCCCAAGAACUCUACCUACCAGUACACUGUAAGCUCUUGCCAGAAAACCUGCCGCUCUCUUAGUGAACCUGACCCAACUUGUGCUGUCAAGUACAAUCCCCUGGAUGGCUGUGGGUGUCCCAAUGGAACAUUUUUAGAUGAAAGUGGAACUUGUGUGUCAGCCAAAGAUUGUCCUUGCUUCUACAAGGGAUCGGCAAUGCCUGCUGGAGAGGUCAUCUUUGACAAUGGAGCCAUGUGCACAUGUCAAGGUGGCAGACUGAGCUGUGCUGGGAGUACACCAAGUUUUUAUAAAGAAUGCCCGGAUAACAUGGUAUAUUUCGAUUGUGCCAAUGCAUCUAUGGGAACCAGAGGAGUCGAGUGUCAGAAAACAUGUCAGACAAUAGACUUGGAUUGUUUCAGCAUACAAUGUGCCUCUGGCUGUAUCUGUCCUGAUGGACUGGUGCUCAAUAACAAUGGCAGCUGUGUGCCUGAAACAGAAUGUCCUUGUUUGUACAAUGGGGAAGUUUACCAUAGUGGACAGAGUAUUCAACAAGACUGCAAUACAUGUACUUGUAAGAAUCGGAAGUGGCAGUGUACAAAGAAGGAAUGCCAUCGGACCUGUGUGGUAUAUGGGGAAGGACACUACCAAACCUUUGAUGGAAAACGAUUUGAUUAUAGCGGUGACUGUGAAUAUACUUUGACUCAGGAUUAUUGUGCUUCCAACUCAGGAAAUGGGACGUUCCGUGUGAUCACUGAGAAUAUCCCUUGUGGAACAACUGGGGCUACCUGUUCAAAGGCUAUCAAAGUGUUUUUAGGAAACUUUGAGCUGAAGCUGAGCGAUGGAGUCUUUGAAGUUGUGGAGAGAGACAGUGGAAGUGAAGUUCCUUACCAGAUCAGACAGAUGGGGAUCUACUUUGUAAUCGAGGCGAAGAAUGGACUUGUCCUCGUGUGGGACAAAAAAACUAGUAUCUUAAUUAAGCUCAGCCCUGAAUUCAAGGGACAAGUUUGUGGUCUCUGUGGAAAUUCUGAUGGCAGUGUGUCCAAUGAUUUUACCACAAGGAGUCUGGCAGUCGUGGUCAAUGUACAAGAGUUUGGGAACAGCUGGAAGGCAUCACCAACCUGCCCAGAUGCACAACCUCUAAGAGACCCUUGUAUUGCAAACCCAUACAGAAGGACCUGGUCACAGAAACAUUGCAGCAUUAUUACAAGCCCUGUCUUCUCUAAAUGUCAUGGCAAGGUUGAUCCCAGCCCAUUCCUCGAAGCAUGUGUCCAAGACACGUGUGCUUGUGACUCAGGAGGAGAUUGCGAGUGUUACUGUACAGCUGUAGCAGCUUAUGCUGCAGCAUGUAAUAAAGUUGGAAUCUGUGUAGCAUGGAGGAGCCCCUCGAUUUGCCCCCUUUUCUGUGAUUACUACAACGCUGAAGGAGAAUGUGAGUGGCACUACAAGCCAUGCGGAGCUCCAUGCAUGAAGACUUGCCGAAAUCCAAGUGGAAAUUGCAUGAACCAACUGCCAGGAUUAGAAGGCUGUUAUCCAAAAUGCCCUAAGGCACGUCCUUUCUUCGAUGAAGAUAUCAUGCAGUGUGUUGCACAGGCAAACUGUGGAUGCUAUGAUGAUGAUGGCAAACGCUAUAAUGUUGGAGACAUGGUGCCUUCAUACGAAAACUGUGAAUACUGUAUCUGCACCAGAAAAGGACGUCGCUGUCAGAUGGACUUCAGAGCAUGCUAUUGCUAUUAUGGAAACAUGAAAUAUAACUAUGGAGAGAUCAUCUAUAAUACCACUGAUGGAAUUGGAGGGUGCAUAACAGCCAGAUGUUCAUCUAAUGGAACCAUAGACAGAAAUGUGUACCCAUGUGAAAAAACUACCACAACACCCACGACAACUUUCAAGUUUGACAGAACUACACCACCUGUUGUUAAUCUGUCCACCUCAGAACCAACAUCACCAACCUCAGUAUCCUGCCUAGAAGAAGUCUGUAAAUGGUCAAUGUGGUAUGAUGUCAGUGGUCCAACGUAUGGUCUAACAAAUGGUGAUAAUGAAACAUUUGACAAAAUCAGAGAGAAUGGGCACUCUGUUUGUAAGGUUCCAUCCCAGGUAGAAUGUCGAGCAACAAAGUUCCCCAAUAUAUCAGUUGAGGACUUGGGUCAGGUUAUUCACUGCAAUACAUCCAAAGGACUUUUGUGUUUUAACAAUGAGCAAUUCUCUCAGCUCUGCUUUAAUUAUGAGAUUCGUAUCUUAUGUUGUAGCUAUGUGCCUUGUGGAGAGGCUACAAAAACACCCACUUCUGCUCUCUUGACCUCUCCACUAUCUUUGCCACUGACAUCUACAUCUUCAAAGACUAUGAAAAGUUCAACUGCGGAGCGUAGUACAGGAUCAACUCGAGAAAAAGAACAAACAACUGAAGUUGCAACAACAGAGUUCCCACAACACUCAUCCACUGCUAAAUCACAUACCACUUUUCUUAAUACACCAUGCAAACAGACAUGCACAUGGACUGGUUGGUAUGAUAAUUACUACCCCACUAGUGAGACAUCUGAUGGAGAUUUUGAGACACUUGAAAAUAUUGCAGCUGUUAAUAAUAAUAUUUGCAAAAUGCCAGAUGAUAUUGCAUGUAGAGCUGAAAGAUUCCCCGAUAUAGACUUAAGAGAUCUUGGACAAGUUGUUACCUGCAAUGUUACCCAUGGUCUCAUCUGCCACAACAAAGAUCAAAUUAGCAACUUUCCCUUUUGCUAUAACUAUCAAGUAAAUUUUCUCUGUUGCUCUAUGAAGGACUGUGAAUCAUCUACCAUUUCUGCCCAUGCAACAACAAUUAUGGAGACAACCACAGUUCUUGCAAAAACAUCUAAGUUGACAAGAACUACAACUACAGAAAGCAUGAUCACAUCUGAAAACAUAACAGAGAAAGAGAACAGUACAAGCACAGCUUCCCAAAAACCAACUACUAUGCCAGAAGAAGGAAAUACUACUUCUCAGAAACCAAUUACCCAAAAAACAACAAAGUUUUCAACAUCAGCCGGAGAACUAACAUCUACAAGAAAGUCUUCAACUGCAUCUGGUGAAGUGACAUCUGCUUACAAAACUUCUCGACUUAGUACAGCUUUCAAAAUAUCUACCACAAAGUCUAAACAAGAAAAAACGACUUCCCAAAAACCAUUUACCCAAAAAACUACAACAUUUUCAACUGAAUCUGGUGAAAUAACUUCUACCAGAAGGUCAUCAAGCAAAUCUAAGGAAGUGACAUCUGCUUACAGAACAUCUAAACCAAAUACAUCCAGGCAGGUAUCAACCACAAAGCAUGGUGAAGAAAAAUCUACAACUCAGAAACCAAUUUCAGGAAAAACCACUAAGGUUUCAACUGUAUCUGGUAGAGCGACCUCUGCCAGAAGCUCUUCGAGUGAAUCUGGUGAGGUUACAUCCCCUUACAGAACAUCUCGACUUAGUACAGCUUUCAAAAUAUCUACCACAAAGUCUAAACAAGAAAAAACGACUUCCCAAAAACCAUUUACCCAAAAAACGACUAAAUUUUCAACUGAAUCUGGUGAAAUAACUUCUACCAGAAAGUCAUCAAGCAAAUCUGAGGAAGUGACAUCUGCUUACAGAACAUCUAAACCAAAUACAUCUAGGCAGGUAUCAACCACAAAGCAUGGUGAAGAAAAAUCUACAACUCAGAAACCAAUUUCAGGAAAAACCACUAAAGUUUCAACUGUAUCUGGUGAUGUGACAUCUGCAUACAAAACUUCUAAACUGAGCACAGAUUUAAAAAAAUCAACUACAACACCAGAAGAAGAAGAAUCAACCAUGUCUCAGAAACCAAUUACCCAAAAAACAACAAAGUUUUCCACAGCCUCUGGUGAAGUAACAUCUACAAGAAAGUCAUCAACUGCAUCUGGUGAAGUGACAUCUGCUUACAAAACUUCUAGACUGAGCACAGCUUCCCAAAAACAAACUACUAUGCCAGAAGAAGAAAUUACUACUUCUCAGAAACCAUCAACCCAAAAAACAACAAAGUUUUCAACAGCCUCUGGUGAAGUUACAUCUACAAGAAAGUCAUCAACUGCAUCUGGUGAAAUGACAUCUGCUUACAAAACUUCUAGACAGAGCACAGCUUCCCAGAAAACAAGUACUAUGCCAGAAGAAGAAAAAUCUACAACUCAGAAACCAAUUACCCAAAAAACAACAAAGUUUUCAACAGCCUCUGGUGAAGUAACUUCUACAAAAAAGUUUUCAACUAUAUCUGGUGAAGUUACAUCUGCUUACAAAACAUCUAGACUGAGCACAGCUUCCCAAAAACCAACUACUAUGCCAGAAGAAGAAAAUACUACUUCUCAGAAACCAAUUACCCAAAAAACAACAAAGUUUUCAACAUCAGCCGGAGAACUAACAUCUACAAGAAAGUCUUCAACUGCAUCUGGUGAAGUGACAUCUGCUUACAAAACUUCUCGACUUAGUACAGCUUUCAAAAUAUCUACCACAAAGUCUAAACAAGAAAAAACGACUUCCCAAAAACCAUUUACCCAAAAAACUACAACAUUUUCAACUGAAUCUGGUGAAAUAACUUCUACCAGAAGGUCAUCAAGCAAAUCUGAGGAAAAGACAUCUGCUUACAGAACAUCUAAACCAAAUACAUCCAGGCAGGUAUCAACCACAAAGCAUGGUGAAGAGAAAUCUACAACUCAGAAACCAAUUUCAGGAAAAACCACUAAGGUUUCAACAGUAUCUGGUAGAGCGACCUCUGCCAGAAGCUCUUCGAGUGAAUCUGGUGAGGUUACAUCUCCUUACAGAACAUCUCGACUUAGUACAGCUUUCAAAAUAUCUACCACAAAGUCUAAACAAGAAAAAACGACUUCCCAAAAACCAUUUACCCAAAAAACUACUAAAUUUUCAACUGAAUCUGGUGAAAUAACUUCUACCAGAAAGUCAUCAAGCAAAUCUGAGGAAGUGACAUCUGCUUACAGAACAUCUAAACCAAAUACAUCCAGGCAGGUAUCAACCACAAAGCAUGGUGAAGAGAAAUCUACAACUCAGAAACCAAUUUCAGGAAAAACCACUAAGGUUUCAACAGUAUCUGGUAGAGCGACCUCUGCCAGAAGCUCUUCGAGUGAAUCUGGUGAGGUUACAUCCCCUUACAGAACAUCUCGACUUAGUACAGAUUUCAAAAUAUCUACCACAAAGUCUAAACAAGAAAAAACAACUCCCCAAAAACCAUUUACCCAAAAAACUACUAAAUUUUCAACUGAAUCUGGUGAAAUAACUUCUACCAGAAAGUCAUCAAGCAAAUCUGAGGAAGUGACAUCUGCUUACAGAACAUCUAAACCAAAUACAUCUAGGCAGGUAUCAACCACAAAGCAUGGUGAAGAAAAAUCUACAACUCAGAAACCAAUUUCAGGAAAAACCACUAAGGUUUCAACUGUAUCUGGUAGAGUAACCUCUGCCAGAAGCUCUUCAAGUGAAUCUGGUGAGGUGACAUCCCUUUACAGAACAUCUCGACUUAGUACAGCUUUCAAAAUAUCUACCACAAAGUCUAAACAAGAAAAAACAACUCCCCAAAAACCAUUUACCCAAAAAACUACUAAAUUUUCAACUGAAUCUGGUGAAAUAACUUCUACCAGAAAGUCAUCAAGCAAAUCUGAGGAAGUGACAUCUGCUUACAGAACAUCUAAACCAAAUACAUCUAGGCAGGUAUCAACCACAAAGCAUGGUGAAGAAAAAUCUACAACUCAGAAACCAAUUUCAGGAAAAACCACUAAGGUUUCAACUGUAUCUGGUGAAGUGACAUCUGCAUACAAAACUUCUAAACUGAGCACAGAUUUAAAAAAAUCAACUACAACACCAGAAGAAGAAGAAUCAACCAUUACAGCUUCCCAAAAAACAACUACUAUGCCAGAAGAAGAAAAUACUACUUCUCAGAAACCAUCAACCCAAAAAACAACAAAGUUUUCAACAGCCUCUGGUGAAGUUACAUCUACAAGAAAGUCAUCAACUGCAUCUGGUGAAGUGACAUCUGCUUACAAAACUUCUAGACUGAGCACAGUUUCCCAAAAACCAACUACUAUGCCAGAAGAAGAAAAAACUACUUCUCAGAAACCAAUUACCCAAAAAACAACAAAGCUUUCAACAUCAGCCGGAGAAUUAACAUCUACAAGAAAGUCUUCAACUGCAUCUGGUGAAGUGACAUCUGCUUACAAAACUUCUAGACAGAGCACAGCUUCCCAGAAAACAAGUACUUCACCAAAAGAAGAAAAAUCUACUUCUCAGAAACCAUCAACCCAAAAAACAACAAAGCUUUCAACGUCAGCCGGGGAACUAAAAUCUACAAGACAGUCUUCAACUGCAUCUGGUGAAGUGACAUCUGCAUACAAAACUUCUAAACUGAGCACAGAUUUAAAAAAAUCAACUACAACACCAGAAGAAGAAGAAUCAACCAUGUCUCAGAAACCAAUUACCCAAAAAACAACAAAGUUUUCAACAGCCUCUGGUGAAGUAACAUCUACAAGAAAGUCAUCAACUGCAUCUGGUGAAGUGACAUCUGCUUACAAAACUUCUAGACUGAGCACAGCUUCCCAAAAAACAACUACUAUGCCAGAAGAAGAAAAUACUACUUCUCAGAAACCAUCAACCCAAAAAACAACAAAGUUUUCAACAGCCUCUGGUGAAGUUACAUCUACAAGAAAGUCAUCAACUGCAUCUGGUGAAGUGACAUCUGCUUACAAAACUUCUAGACUGAGCACAGUUUCCCAAAAACCAACUACUAUGCCAGAAGAAGAAAAAACUACUUCUCAGAAACCAAUUACCCAAAAAACAACAAAGCUUUCAACAUCAGCCGGAGAAUUAACAUCUACAAGAAAGUCUUCAACUGCAUCUGGUGAAGUGACAUCUGCUUACAAAACUUCUAGACAGAGCACAGCUUCCCAGAAAACAAGUACUUCACCUGAAGAAGAAAAAACUACUUCUCAGAAACCAUACACCCAAAAAACAACAAAGUUUUCGACAGCCUCUGGUGAAGUUACAUCUACAAGAAAGUCAUCAACUGCAUCUGGUGAAGUGACAUCUGCUUACAAAACUUCUAGACAGAGCACAGCUUUCCAAAAACCAACUACUAUGCCAGAAGAAGGAAAUACUACUUCUCAGAAACCAAUUACCCAAAAAACAACAAAGUUUUCAACAUCAGCCGGAGAACUAACAUCUACAAGAAAGUCUUCAACUGCAUCUGGUGAAGUGACAUCUGCUUACAAAACUUCUCGACUUAGUACAGCUUUCAAAAUAUCUACCACAAAGUCUAAACAAGAAAAAACGACUUCCCAAAAACCAUUUACCCAAAAAACUACAAAAUUUUCAACUGAAUCUGGUGAAAUAACUUCUACCAGAAGGUCAUCAAGCAAAUCUAAGGAAGUGACAUCUGCUUACAGAACAUCUAAACCAAAUACAUCCAGGCAGGUAUCAACCACAAAGCAUGGUGAAGAAAAAUCUACAACUCAGAAACCAAUUUCAGGAAAAACCACUAAGGUUUCAACUGUAUCUGGUAGAGCGACCUCUGCCAGAAGCUCUUCGAGUGAAUCUGGUGAGGUUACAUCCCCUUACAGAACAUCUCGACUUAGUACAGCUUUCAAAAUAUCUACCACAAAGUCUAAACAAGAAAAAACGACUUCCCAAAAACCAUUUACCCAAAAAACGACUAAAUUUUCAACUGAAUCUGGUGAAAUAACUUCUACCAGAAAGUCAUCAAGCAAAUCUGAGGAAGUGACAUCUGCUUACAGAACAUCUAAACCAAAUACAUCUAGGCAGGUAUCAACCACAAAGCAUGGUGAAGAAAAAUCUACAACUCAGAAACCAAUUUCAGGAAAAACCACUAAAGUUUCAACUGUAUCUGGUGAUGUGACAUCUGCAUACAAAACUUCUAAACUGAGCACAGAUUUAAAAAAAUCAACUACAACACCAGAAGAAGAAGAAUCAACCAUGUCUCAGAAACCAAUUACCCAAAAAACAACAAAGUUUUCAACAGCCUCUGGUGAAGUUACAUCUACAAGAAAGUCAUCAACUGCAUCUGGUGAAAUGACAUCUGCUUACAAAACUUCUAGACAGAGCACAGCUUCCCAGAAAACAAGUACUAUGCCAGAAGAAGAAAAAUCUACAACUCAGAAACCAAUUACCCAAAAAACAACAAAGUUUUCAACAGCCUCUGGUGAAGUAACUUCUACAAAAAAGUCUUCAACUAUAUCUGGUGAAGUUACAUCUGCUUACAAAACAUCUAGACUGAGCACAGCUUCCCAAAAACCAACUACUAUGCCAGAAGAAGAAAAUACUACUUCUCAGAAACCAAUUACCCAAAAAACAACAAAGUUUUCAACAUCAGCCGGAGAACUAACAUCUACAAGAAAGUCUUCAACUGCAUCUGGUGAAGUGACAUCUGCUUACAAAACUUCUCGACUUAGUACAGCUUUCAAAAUAUCUACCACAAAGUCUAAACAAGAAAAAACGACUUCCCAAAAACCAUUUACCCAAAAAACUACAACAUUUUCAACUGAAUCUGGUGAAAUAACUUCUACCAGAAGGUCAUCAAGCAAAUCUGAGGAAAAGACAUCUGCUUACAGAACAUCUAAACUAAAUACAUCCAGGCAGGUAUCAACCACAAAGCAUGGUGAAGAGAAAUCUACAACUCAGAAACCAAUUUCAGGAAAAACCACUAAGGUUUCAACAGUAUCUGGUAGAGCGACCUCUGCCAGAAGCUCUUCGAGUGAAUCUGGUGAGGUUACAUCCCCUUACAGAACAUCUCGACUUAGUACAGCUUUCAAAAUAUCUACCACAAAGUCUAAACAAGAAAAAACGACUUCCCAAAAACCAUUUACCCAAAAAACUACUAAAUUUUCAACUGAAUCUGGUGAAAUAACUUCUACCAGAAAGUCAUCAAGCAAAUCUGAGGAAGUGACAUCUGCUUACAGAACAUCUAAACCAAAUACAUCUAGGCAGGUAUCAACCACAAAGCAUGGUGAAGAAAAAUCUACAACUCAGAAACCAAUUUCAGGAAAAACCACUAAGGUUUCAACUGUAUCUGGUAGAGUAACCUCUGCCAGAAGCUCUUCAAGUGAAUCUGGUGAGGUGACAUCCCUUUACAGAACAUCUCGACUUAGUACAGCUUUCAAAAUAUCUACCACAAAGUCUAAACAAGAAAAAACAACUCCCCAAAAACCAUUUACCCAAAAAACUACUAAAUUUUCAACUGAAUCUGGUGAAAUAACUUCUACCAGAAAGUCAUCAAGCAAAUCUGAGGAAGUGACAUCUGCUUACAGAACAUCUAAACCAAAUACAUCUAGGCAGGUAUCAACCACAAAGCAUGGUGAAGAAAAAUCUACAACUCAGAAACCAAUUUCAGGAAAAACCACUAAGGUUUCAACUGUAUCUGGUGAAGUGACAUCUGCAUACAAAACUUCUAAACUGAGCACAGAUUUAAAAAAAUCAACUACAACACCAGAAGAAGAAGAAUCAACCAUGUCUCAGAAACCAAUUACCCAAAAAACAACAAAGUUUUCAACAGCCUCUGGUGAAGUAACAUCUACAAGAAAGUCAUCAACUGCAUCUGGUGAAGUGACAUCUGCUUACAAAACUUCUAGACUGAGUACAGCUUCCCAAAAAACAACUACUAUGCCAGAAGAAGAAAAUACUACUUCUCAGAAACCAUCAACCCAAAAAACAACAAAGUUUUCAACAGCCUCUGGUGAAGUUACAUCUACAAGAAAGUCAUCAACUGCAUCUGGUGAAGUGACAUCUGCUUACAAAACUUCUAGACUGAGCACAGUUUCCCAAAAACCAACUACUAUGCCAGAAGAAGAAAAAACUACUUCUCAGAAACCAAUUACCCAAAAAACAACAAAGCUUUCAACAUCAGCCGGAGAAUUAACAUCUACAAGAAAGUCUUCAACUGCAUCUGGUGAAGUGACAUCUGCUUACAAAACUUCUAGACAGAGCACAGCUUCCCAGAAAACAAGUACUUCACCAGAAGAAGAAAAAUCUACUUCUCAGAAACCAUCAACCCAAAAAACAACAAAGCUUUCAACGUCAGCCGGGGAACUAACAUCUACAAGACAGUCUUCAACUGCAUCUGGUGAAGUGACAUCUGCAUACAAAACUUCUAAACUGAGCACAGAUUUAAAAAAAUCAACUACAACACCAGAAGAAGAAGAAUCAACCAUGUCUCAGAAACCAAUUACCCAAAAAACAACAAAGUUUUCAACAGCCUCUGGUGAAGUAACAUCUACAAGAAAGUCAUCAACUGCAUCUGGUGAAGUGACAUCUGCUUACAAAACUUCUAGACUGAGCACAGCUUCCCAAAAAACAACUACUAUGCCAGAAGAAGAAAAUACUACUUCUCAGAAACCAUCAACCCAAAAAACAACAAAGUUUUCAACAGCCUCUGGUGAAGUUACAUCUACAAGAAAGUCAUCAACUGCAUCUGGUGAAGUGACAUCUGCUUACAAAACUUCUAGACUGAGCACAGUUUCCCAAAAACCAACUACUAUGCCAGAAGAAGAAAAAACUACUUCUCAGAAACCAAUUACCCAAAAAACAACAAAGCUUUCAACAUCAGCCGGAGAAUUAACAUCUACAAGAAAGUCUUCAACUGCAUCUGGUGAAGUGACAUCUGCUUACAAAACUUCUAGACAGAGCACAGCUUCCCAGAAAACAAGUACUUCACCAGAAGAAGAAAAAUCUACUUCUCAGAAACCAUCAACCCAAAAAACAACAAAGCUUUCAACGUCAGCCGGGGAACUAACAUCUACAAGACAGUCUUCAACUGCAUCUGGUGAAGUGACAUCUGCAUACAAAACUUCUAAACUGAGCACAGAUUUAAAAAAAUCAACUACAACACCAGAAGAAGAAGAAUCAACCAUGUCUCAGAAACCAAUUACCCAAAAAACAACAAAGUUUUCAACAGCCUCUGGUGAAGUAACAUCUACAAGAAAGUCAUCAACUGCAUCUGGUGAAGUGACAUCUGCUUACAAAACUUCUAGACUGAGCACAGCUUCCCAAAAAACAACUACUAUGCCAGAAGAAGAAAAUACUACUUCUCAGAAACCAUCAACCCAAAAAACAACAAAGUUUUCAACAGCCUCUGGUGAAGUUACAUCUACAAGAAAGUCAUCAACUGCAUCUGGUGAAGUGACAUCUGCUUACAAAACUUCUAGACUGAGCACAGUUUCCCAAAAACCAACUACUAUGCCAGAAGAAGAAAAAACUACUUCUCAGAAACCAAUUACCCAAAAAACAACAAAGCUUUCAACAUCAGCCGGAGAAUUAACAUCUACAAGAAAGUCUUCAACUGCAUCUGGUGAAGUGACAUCUGCUUACAAAACUUCUAGACAGAGCACAGCUUCCCAGAAAACAAGUACUUCACCAGAAGAAGAAAAAACGACUUCUCAGAAACCAUCAACCCAAAAAACAACAAAGCUUUCAACAUCAGCCGGAGAACUAACAUCUACAAGAAAGUCUUCAACUGCAUCUGGUGAAGUGACAUCUGCAUACAAAACUUCUAAACUGAGCACAGAUUUAAAAAAAUCAACUACAACACCAGAAGAAGAAGAAUCAACCAUGUCUCAGAAACCAAUUACCCAAAAAACAACAAAGUUUUCAACAGCCUCUGGUGAAGUAACAUCUACAAGAAAGUCAUCAACUGCAUCUGGUGAAGUGACAUCUGCUUACAAAACUUCCAGACUGAGCACAGCUUCCCAAAAAACAACUACUAUGCCAGAAGAAGAAAAUACUACUUCUCAGAAACCAUCAACCCAAAAAACAACAAAGUUUUCAACAGCCUCUGGUGAAGUUACAUCUACAAGAAAGUCAUCAACUGCAUCUGGUGAAGUGACAUCUGCUUACAAAACUUCUAGACUGAGCACAGUUUCCCAAAAACCAACUACUAUGCCAGAAGAAGAAAAAACUACUUCUCAGAAACCAAUUACCCAAAAAACAACAAAGCUUUCAACAUCAGCCGGAGAAUUAACAUCUACAAGAAAGUCUUCAACUGCAUCUGGUGAAGUGACAUCUGCUUACAAAACUUCUAGACUGAGUACAGCUUCCCAAAAAACAACUACUAUGCCAGAAGAAGAAAAUACUACUUCUCAGAAACCAUCAACCCAAAAAACAACAAAGUUUUCAACAGCCUCUGGUGAAGUUACAUCUACAAGAAAGUCAUCAACUGCAUCUGGUGAAGUGACAUCUGCUUACAAAACUUCUAGACUGAGCACAGUUUCCCAAAAACCAACUACUAUGCCAGAAGAAGAAAAAACUACUUCUCAGAAACCAAUUACCCAAAAAACAACAAAGCUUUCAACAUCAGCCGGAGAAUUAACAUCUACAAGAAAGUCUUCAACUGCAUCUGGUGAAGUGACAUCUGCUUACAAAACUUCUAGACAGAGCACAGCUUCCCAGAAAACAAGUACUUCACCAGAAGAAGAAAAAUCUACUUCUCAGAAACCAUCAACCCAAAAAACUACAACGUUUUCAACAGCCUCUGGUGAAGGUACUUCUACCAGAAAGUCUUCAACUGCAUCUGGAGAAGUGACAUCUGCUUACAAAACUUCUAGACUGAGCACAGCUUCCCAGAAAACAAAUACUUCACCAGAAGAAGAAAAAUCUUCAACUCAGAAACCAAUUACCCAAAAAACAACAAAGUUUUCAACAGCCUCUCGUGAAGUAACUUCUACAAAAAAGUCUUCAACUAUAUCUGGUGAAGUUACAUCUGCUUACAAAACAUCUAGACUUAGUACAGCUUUAAAAAUAUCUACCACAAAGUCUAAACAAGAAAAAACAACUCCCCAAAAACCAUUUACUCAAAAAACUACUACAUUUUCAACUGAAUCUGGUGAAAUAACUUCUACCAGAAAGUCAUCAAGCAAAUCUAAGGAAGUGACAUCUGCUUACAGAACAUCUAAACCAAAUACAUCCAGGCAUGUAUCAACCACAAAGCAUGAUGAAGAAAAAUCUACAACUCAGAAAUCAAUUUCAGGAAAAACCACUAAGGUUUCAACUGUAUCUGGUAGAGUUACCUCUGCCAGAAGCUCUUCGAGUGAAUCUGGUGAGGUUACAUCCCCUUACAGAACAUCUCGACUUAGUACAGCUUUCAAAAUAUCUACCACAAAGUCUAAACAAGAAAAAACGACUUCCCAAAAACCAUUUACCCAAAAAACUACUAAAUUUUCAACUGAAUCUGGUGAAAUAACUUCUACCAGAAAGUCAUCAAGCAAAUCUGAGGAUAUGACAUCUGCUUACAGAACAUCUAAACCAAAUACAUCUAGGCAGGUAUCAACCACAAAGCAUGGUGAAGAAAAAUCUACAACUCAGAAACCAAUUUCAGGAAAAACCACUAAGGUUUCAACUGUAUCUGGUAGAGCGACCUCUGCCAGAAGCUCUUCAAGUGAAUCUGGUGAGGUGACAUCCCUUUACAGAACAUCUCGACUUAGUACAGCUUUCAAAAUAUCUACCACAAAGUCUAACCAAGAAAAAACAACUCCCCAAAAACCAUUUACCCAAAAAACUACUAAAUUUUCAACUGAAUCUGGUGAAAUAACUUCUACCAGAAAGUCAUCAAGCAAAUCUGAGGAAGUGACAUCUGCUUACAGAACAUCUAAACCAAAUACAUCUAGGCAGGUAUCAACCACAAAGCAUGGUGAAGAAAAAUCUACAACUCAGAAACCAAUUUCAGGAAAAACCACUAAGGUUUCAACUGUAUCUGGUAGAGCGACCUCUGCCAGAAGCUCUUCAAGUGAAUCUGGUGAGGUGACAUCCCCUUACAGAACAUCUCGACUUAGUACAGCUUUCAAAAUAUCUACCACAAAGUCUAACCAAGAAAAAACAACUCCCCAAAAACCAUUUACCCAAAAAACUACUAAAUUUUCAACUGAAUCUGGUGAAAUAACUUCUACCAGAAAGUCAUCAAGCAAAUCUGAGGAAGUGACAUCUGCUUACAGAACAUCUAAACCAAAUACAUCUAGGCAGGUAUCAACCACAAAGCAUGGUGAAGAAAAAUCUACAACUCAGAAACCAAUUUCAGGAAAAACCACUAAGGUUUCAACUGUAUCUGGUAGAGCGACCUCUGCCAGAAGCUCUUCGAGUGAAUCUGGUGAGGUGACAUCCCCUUACAGAACAUCUCGACUUAGUACAGCUUUCAAAAUAUCUACCACAAAGUCUAAACAAGAAAAAACAACUCCCCAAAAACCAUUUACCCAAAAAACUACUAAAUUUUCAACUGAAUCUGGUGAAAUAACUUCUACCAGAAAGUCAUCAAGCAAAUCUGAGGAAGUGACAUCUGCUUACAGAACAUCUAAACCAAAUACAUCUAGGCAGGUAUCAACCGCAAAGCAUGGUGAAGAAAAAUCUACAACUCAGAAACCAAUUUCAGGAAAAACCACUAAGGUUUCAACUGUAUCUGGUAGAGCGACCUCUUCCAGAAGCUCUUCGAGUGAAUCUGGUGAGGUGACAUUCCCUUACAGAACAUCUCGACUUAGUACAGCUUUCAAAAUAUCUACCACAAAGUCUAAACAAGAAAAAACAACUCCCCAAAAACCAUUUACCCAAAAAACUACUAAAUUUUCAACUGAAUCUGGUGAAAUAACUUCUACCAGAAAGUCAUCAAGCAAAUCUGAGGAAGUGACAUCUGCUUACAGAACAUCUAAACCAAAUACAUCUAGGCAGGUAUCAACCACAAAGCAUGGUGAAGAAAAUUCUACAACUCAGAAACCAAUUUCAGGAAAAACCACUAAGGUUUCAACUGUAUCUGGUAGAGCGACCUCUGCCAGAAGCUCUUCGAGUGAAUCUGGUGAGGUUACAUCCCCUUACAGAACAUCUCGACUUAGUACAGCUUUCAAAAUAUCUACCACAAAGUCUAAACAAGAAAAAACAACUCCCCAAAAACCAUUUACCCAAAAAACUACUAAAUUUUUAACUGAAUCUGGUGAAAUAACUUCUACCAGAAAGUCAUCAAGCAAAUCUGAGGAAGUGACAUCUGCUUACAGAACAUCUAAACCAAAUACAUCUAGGCAGGUAUCAACCGCAAAGCAUGGUGAAGAAAAAUCUACAACUCAGAAACCAAUUUCAGGAAAAACCACUAAGGUUUCAACUGUAUCUGGUAGAGCGACCUCUUCCAGAAGCUCUUCGAGUGAAUCUGGUGAGGUGACAUCCCCUUACAGAACAUCUCGACUUAGUACAGCUUUCAAAAUAUCUACCACAAAGUCUAAACAAGAAAAAACAACUCCCCAAAAACCAUUUACCCAAAAAACUACUAAAUUUUCAACUGAAUCUGGUGAAAUAACUUCUACCAGAAAGUCAUCAAGCAAAUCUGAGGAAGUGACAUCUGCUUACAGAACAUCUAAACCAAAUACAUCUAGGCAGGUAUCAACCACAAAGCAUGGUGAAGAAAAUUCUACAACUCAGAAACCAAUUUCAGGAAAAACCACUAAGGUUUCAACUGUAUCUGGUAGAGUGACCUCUGCCAGAAGCUCUUCGAGUGAAUCUGGUGAGGUUACAUCCCCUUACAGAACAUCUCGACUUAGUACAGCUUUCAAAAUAUCUACCACAAAGUCUAAACAAGAAAAAACAUCUCCCCAAAAACCAUUUACCCAAAAAACUACUAAAUUUUCAACUGAAUCUGGUGAAAUAACUUCUACCAGAAAGUCAUCAAGCAAAUCUGAGGAAGUGACAUCCUCUUACAGAACAUCUAAACCAAAUACAUCUAGGCAGGUAUCAACCACAAAGCAUGGUGAAGAAAAAUCUACAACUCAGAAACCAAUUUCAGGAAAAACCACUAAGGUGUCAACUGUAUCUGGUAGAGCGACCUCUGCCAGAAGCUCUUCAAGUGAAUCUGGUGAGGUGACAUCCCCUUACAGAACAUCUCGACUUAGUACAGCUUUCAAAAUAUCUACCACAAAGUCUAAACAAGAAAAAACAACUCCCCAAAAACCAUUUACCCAAAAAACUACUACAUUUUCAACUGAAUCUGGUGAAAUAACUUCUACCAGAAAGUCAUCAAGCAAAUCUGAGGAAGUGACAUCUGCUUACAGAACAUCUAAACCAAAUACAUCUAGGCAGGUAUCAACCACAAAGCAUGGUGAAGAAAAAUCUACAACUAAGAAACCAAUUUCAGGAAAAACCACUAAGGUUUCAACUGUAUCUGGUAGAGCGACCUCUGCCAGAAGCUAUUCAAGUGAAUCUGGAAAUAUUACAUCUCCUUACAUAACAUCUAGACCAAGUACACAUGCCCGCACAUCCAUUACAAUGCAUGAAGCAAUUACAACUCCUAAUUCAACAAAUCAACAGUCCACAGCUCAACAAACAUUUACAACUGCCAAGUGUAUGUGCAACUUGAAUGGCAUGCUGGUUCCUCCUGGCAAAGUGUUAUAUAACACAACUGAUAAUGCAGGCUGGUGUUUCUUUGCCCGAUGUAAUGAGACCUGCCAAGUGGAGAGAUAUAGUGAAGAAUGUGACAAUUCUACACAAAAAACCACCACAAGUAUUACCGGAAAAACUGUCACUACCAGAACAGCAAUCACCACUUCCCAAAAGCCAAGCAUUACAACCUCACGUGGCAUGAGCACCGCAACAUCUCAGACAAAGCAUUCUGCUACACCUCCUUUGACAUCCAGCACCCCAACAUAUGAGUGCAGUGCACUAACGCCACCUAGAAAGAUAAAUGAAACCUGGGCUGUAGACCAAUGUUACAAUGCAACUUGUGUUGGUCAGAACAACAUAGAUAUAAAAAAGAUGCAAUGCCCACCAGUUAAAAACAUUGUCUGCGCCAAUCGCUUCCAGCCAAGAAAAACAUAUGACGAGAGUGGCUGCUGCUAUCAAAAUCAAUGUGAAUGUGUUUGCGGUGGUUGGGGAAACUCCCAUUACAUCACUUUUGAUGGUACUUAUUAUGACUUCUCUGGCCAAUGCACCUAUGUCCUUGUUCAGCAAAUCACACCACGCUUUGACCAUUUCCAGAUUUAUAUUGAUAACUUCAGUUGUGACCCUGAUGAUCCAAACUGUGUUAAGACACUCCGGAUCAUGUACAAGAAUGAUGUGGUCGUGCUGGAAUCCCGAGAGGAGAACCAGAGACCGGAGAGCAAGGUAUACUUCAACGAGGAAAGGGUGUACCCAACAAUAAACAGAAACGGCAUUAAUAUCUCCUUCUCUGGUAUCUUUGUGAUUGUGGAAAUACCAGAGUUGUCCGCCUACAUCUCAUUUAAUGUCAUUAGUUUCACUAUUAGGUUGCCAUUAAACAAGUUUUCAGGGAAUACAGAAGGCCAUUGUGGCAAGUGUUCCAAUAACCGUAUUGAUGAUUGCAUACUGCCCAAUGGAAAGCUGGCUCCAUCUUGUGCACAAAUGGCAGGAGAAUGGAGUGCACCAGACCAGGAUCCAUCUACCUGUAGUGCCUCCUCCACCAUUGCCCCUUCCACUAUAAUCCAAACCACAUUCCAAUUUUCCACAAAGGCAUCCACAUAUUUCUCCACAUUGUUAUCUAGCCUACCUCCAACAAUCUCAUCAACAGCUAUUCCACUUACAGAACUGUCCACUCUACCAUCUACCCAUUUUGCACCCACUACUGGGGGGGAAGGGCCCUGCGAGACCCCAGAGCUCUGCUCUCUCAUCCUUAGCAGUGUCUUCAAGCCGUGCCACACAGCUGUGCCCCCUGAUCCAUUCUUCCAGUCCUGUGUCCAUGAUGGAUGUAACAGGACCGGUGGUGGAAUUCUCUGCUCCAGUUUAGAGAGUUAUGCCAGAAUAUGUGCUAUACAAGGCAUCUGUAUAGAUUGGAGGAACAGUACUAAUGGCAUAUGUCCCAAGAAUUGCACCGAAGGUACGGUUUAUAAACCAUGUGGCGUUCCAACAGAACCUACCUGUAACUCCAGAUACAAUGAAAUGUUCACACAUAACAGCCAGCAUGAUAUUGUUGAAGGAUGUUAUUGUCCUGAGGGUACUUUCAAAUUCAACAAAAUUUCGAGCAUAUGUGUCACCUCUUGUGGUUGCACUGGCCCAGAUGGAAUGCCCAGAGAGCCAGGAGAAGAAUGGGAAAGUAACUGCCAAACAUGUCAAUGUGAUAACCAGACAAUGAGUGUGCAGUGUACACCAAAGGUGUGCCCUUCACCUACCCCUAACACUUGCACAGAGGAAGGAUCAAUGCCAAUAUCUGUGCCCGACCUUGCCAACCCCUGCUGCAUUGUGACAGAAUGCAGGUGCAACCUCAGCUUGUGUAGAAGUGAGAAGCCUGUUUGUGCACCUGGCACUGAAUCUGUACCACAUUACAAUGAAGGAGCCUGCUGCCCUGCCUACACAUGUGAGCCCAAACCUGUGUGUGUGUAUAAUGAAACCGAGUACCAGCCUGGCACCAUUGUUCCUUCAACCAACCCAUGCGAGCAGUGUAACUGUGAGAUCACCAUGGAACAGCCUUCCAUUUCCUGCACACCACUUGUGUGUCAAAUAAAAUGCGCAAAGGGUUAUGUGUAUCAAGACAUUCCAGAUAAAUGCUGCGGAAAGUGUGUACAGACUAACUGUACCAUAGAUCUUCCAGAUAACUCUGUUUAUCUGCUGCCGCCCGGAGAGAUCUGGUCACCUCCUGGUGAUAACUGCACACAUUAUGAGUGUGUAAAGAAAAAUGACAAGUUGCUACCUGUGGCAUCCAUAAUGUCCUGCCCCCAAAUUGACGUGGAUAACUGUAUCAAUGGUACAAUUAAAAUGGAUGACACUGGAUGCUGUCAGACCUGUGUCCAACAACCCACAAAGUGUCAGAAAAUAAAAACCGAAAGCAUCGUCCUUCAAGAUGGCUGCAAGUCCCUUUCCCCAGUGACAAUGUCUUACUGCUCGGGCAAUUGUGCCAGUUCCUCCAAAUAUUCGGAAACUGCACAGACCAUGGAGCACCAGUGUAGCUGUUGCCAGGAAACUCAAACGGAAAAAGUGACCAUCGACUUAAGUUGUCCCACUGGUGUAACCAAGAAAUAUUCCUUUAUAAAUGUCAUCAGUUGUGCCUGUGUCGAUACCCACUGCUAGGAAUAUGAGACAAGAGACAAAAUAAGUAGUGAAGAUAAUAACCAGUAAAACACAUCUAAGGAAAAGAAUGUUAAGCCCAAAUAACAAAAGCAGACUCUCGAAAGAGAGAAGCAAUAGAUAUACAAGGCAAACUUAUAACACAUUCUCCUUGCUAGUGAGCGAUAGUCAGGGAUAAUGUAAGUUACACAAAAAUAUACUGAAAUUAAACCUAAGGCACCUUUAAAUGAGAACGUAAGUUAUUUGAGCAACUCAUAUCCUAACAGCAAUUAGAUUAUGCUGAGUCACAACUGAAGUUUGCAAACUGGUUUAAACCAAAUUUAGAAAUUAUCUUAAUUUUAUUCUGUGUCUGAAAUGUUCAUUACCUGUGAUAUAUAUUUAAAAAAGAAAAAAUCAAUUAAAUAAAUGUUA